This is a messenger RNA of Arachis duranensis, 826 nucleotides long. RefSeq lists its product as uncharacterized. NCBI's taxonomy places the organism in Eukaryota, Viridiplantae, Streptophyta, Magnoliopsida, Fabales, Fabaceae. The coding region runs from base 56 to 517 and encodes 153 amino acids. The record is from RefSeq and is a predicted model, not a curated record. The transcript is spliced from 4 exons.
GGAAAAAAAAAAUAAACGUUUCCGGAAAUUUCGCUCCUCAUAACGAAACGAAAAAAUGAGAGGAAUUGGUGGGCCCCUCCUAUGCAUCGGAGAUCUCCUCAGCGACGUCGGAGAAGAAGGAGACGCCGCCGUGGUGGUGUCACCGGUGGCGGAAUAUCGGCGCCACGAAAAGCCUCCCGCUUCCACUUGCCUUUUAGAUCUAGAAGGCGAUUCUCAUGUCCCUGACCUUACCAAACUCUUCCAGGAAAACUAUGAUCACUUGGUUUCGGCACUUGCUGGCACCGAUCAUUCUUGGACUUCUCUAACCUUAAAGCUGUGCACUGCUCUAGAGACUGCGAAUCAGUUGGUUCAAUCAACCAGCACAAAUGUUACAUCGUUAUCUGAGAAAAUUGGGGAGCUUCAGAAAAUUGUUAAGAGGGCGGAUUCUGCCAUAGCUGCAGCAAGGGAAGUUCAUGCUGUCAUGGAUAAUAACAAUGGUAUUAUGGGAGGUUCAAGUAGUAUAACUUCCAGGGCUUGAAUUAAGACAAGCUGGUCUCAAAGAUACAAUGGAGCAUGUGUUCGAAGACUUACUAAUCUUUGAACGGCUUUGAUACCUUGUUCCAAAUUUCCAAUUAGGCAGCUGUUUUGGUUAUGGCAUUUUUCACAUGUUUCCAUUUACCAUGUUUUAUAUGUUAGAUUUCUGUUAAGGAUGAUUUUAAAUGGUGAAAAGUUCGUUAAGAGAAGUGAUAAUUGUCAACUAAAACCUAGAUGUAAGUAUAAUAUUGAUAAACUACAAGGGAUGUGAGUAUAUUUCAUACAUAUAUUGUUAGUAAACCAUUUAAGAGUA